Molecule: messenger RNA, 1740 nt
Organism: Erpetoichthys calabaricus (reedfish)
Lineage: Eukaryota; Metazoa; Chordata; Cladistia; Polypteriformes; Polypteridae
Product: polyubiquitin-B-like
Exons: 3
Coding region: 236-925 (229 amino acids)
Biological process (GO): protein ubiquitination; modification-dependent protein catabolic process
Cellular component (GO): cytoplasm; nucleus
Molecular function (GO): ubiquitin protein ligase binding; protein tag activity
Source: RefSeq, a predicted model, not a curated record
UUGCAGAUAUAUUUGCUUUAUUUACAGUGUGUUGCUGACCUGCUUAUCUGUCCUUGCCAUUUGUCAGAAUACACACCCUUAGACAGCACAAUUUUCCUUCUGGAGAUUCAUGUAUGUGACGUGGCUGUGAAGAGUAACUGUUGAAGAGGAACCCAUUGCAUCGUAUUUCAAGGCUUCCCUUUGGAGAUCCCUGGUGCUCUGAUAUAUUCUCCUUUCAGCUGAUUUAGAUUAAAUCAUGCAGAUCUUUGUGAAAACUCUGACUGGCAAAACCAUCACCCUUGAGGUUGAGGCUAGUGAUACUAUUGAGAACGUGAAGGCCAAAAUCCAGGACAAAGAAGGCAUUCCACCUGACCAGCAGAGGUUGAUCUUUGCCGGCAAGCAGCUAGAAGAUGGACGAACCCUGUCUGACUACAACAUUCAGAAAGAAUCUACCCUUCACCUGGUGCUGAGACUCCGGGGUGGCAUGCAGAUCUUUGUGAAAACCCUUACUGGCAAAACCAUAACACUAGAGGUUGAGACCAGUGACACCAUUGAAAAUGUAAAGGCCAAAAUUCAAGAUAAGGAAGGCAUUCCACCUGAUCAACAGAGGCUGAUCUUUGCGGGAAAGCAGCUGGAAGAUGGCCGCACCCUUUCUGAUUACAACAUCCAGAAGGAGUCAACUCUCCACCUGGUCCUGAGACUCCGGGGUGGCAUGCAGAUCUUUGUUAAAACCCUGACUGGCAAAACCAUCACCCUUGAAGUUGAAACUAGCGACACCAUUGAGAAUGUGAAGGCUAAAAUCCAGGACAAAGAAGGUAUUCCACCGGACCAGCAGAGACUGAUCUUUGCGGGCAAGCAGCUGGAGGAUGGACGCACCUUGUCCGACUACAACAUCCAGAAGGAGUCCACUCUGCACCUGGUCUUGAGACUCAGGGGUGGCCAUUAAAAAUGUCUGUUGAUGAGCUUUUUCAUGAUUUAGUUUCAAUAUAUAGUGCCAAGAGUAAUUCCUGUCCUUAAUGCUAGACAGUUGUCUUAAGUAAAUAUUUGACUGGUUAUAAUAAAAGCUUUGCAUUUGAGUCAUUAAUAUUUGUUUUUUGGUAUUGGUGGUAUCAGCUAGAUACACUGCUUCAAGCCCAUCAUAAUGGGCUUCAUUUAAGAAUAUUGUCUGAAAGAGGAUAAGAUACUUAUUGAUUUCUUCAACCUGUAUUAUGUCAUGCUUUUUCUCCUCCCCAAAUCAGUUUUAAUAUUUUUUUGGCUAUUGCUCUUUUGUUUGUUACUUACAGUGGUCCGGGGCACUGGAGGAGGUUUCCAAUUCCAUGGGCAUUGUUGCCACACAUAAUGUCAUGUGUGCCAUACUGUGGAUCUCGUAUCAUUGGAUAAUCUCUCUGUAGUUCCAGGAAAGUCAUUCACCUUAAACCAUCCAUCUAUUCAUUUUCUAAUCCCGUUUUUCCAGAGCUGGGGAAGAUGGAGAACAUCCCGGCAACCAGAGAGGGACAAGGCAGGAGCAGUGCUUGGAACAGGGUGGCAGCCUGUCACAAGGGAACACAUUCAGACAUGCACACACACAACGGGGGGCCAAUUUUGUAUCGUCAGUCCACUUAACCUUUUUGUCUUUGUGGACUGUGGCAUGAAACCAGAGGGCAUGGGGAAUAAACAUGGCAACUCCACACAUGAAGCACCCUUCCUUUGUUGUGAACUUUAAAUUAAACCUCUGGUAUCAUAAAUGAGGGACUUUGUUUGUAGGCAAAUGAUUUCUCAUGU